AUGUCGUUAACUCUCAAAUCUCUUAGAUCGUGUAUCAACAUGCGCGUUCCUACGGUUGACUACAUGGACAUAGUCGAAUCUAACCCAGAACUCCACACCGAAGAAGCACAACAAGCGCUACUAGAAACAUUGAGUGAUGUGAUGCUGUCCAACCCAUUCUAUGUGAAAAAAUUCCUCUCUAAAUAUAUCCGCAUAUUGGAGACAUCUGGAGAGGUCGAUAGUGGUUUCUACGAGAUAUACUGUGAUCCAGUCAUAUUGGGAGCACAGGAGGAGCUGCCAACUUUCUACGAUUUAUUGGAAUACUCUGUGGGUGAGUCUUUACUGGUGAAAAUUGUGGAGAAUCCUAGGAUUAUUUCAGGCGCUGGAACAACUGGACUCCGAACAUGGGAGGCCGCAUUGUAUCUACUGAACUACCUCAACAAUGGAACCUCGAAUAUUGAUUUCAAUGGUAAAAGAGUCUUGGAGUUGGGCGCUGGGACUGGCUUGGUUUCUCUAGCUCUUCUCAAAAACCGGGACGUCCUUGACUUCAGAAGUUUGGUGGCUACCGACGGCAAUGCGGCACUAAUGGAAAGUUUCGGAAAAGCUCUCGAAUUGAACGAUCUAGACUCGGUGGGCGUUUAUUCGGAGCAAUUGGUUUGGGGCUCCAGCACAGACUUAGAGCCUGAUGCGGCGCAGUUCUUGCCAGAAGCCGAUAUUGUUCUAGGAGCUGAUGUGACUUACGAUUAUAUGGUCGUUCCAUUACUAUGUGAGACUAUUCGGGAUUUCUUAGAACGAGGCACCCAGUUGGUGUUGAUUGCGGCAACGGUCAGAAAUCUCGAAACCAUCCGGGUUUGGGAAGAACAACUUAAAGAAAUGUUUACUUGGAGGAUCCGUGAGACUUUGCAGGAUCCACACAAUAGUGCGAUGCCAAUUUGGUUUCGAAAGGGGACUCCCGAGAUUCGGAUUUAUGAGAUAACUGGGUUAAUCUAG
Messenger RNA from Australozyma saopauloensis, 969 nucleotides. RefSeq names its product protein-lysine N-methyltransferase. NCBI's taxonomy places the organism in Eukaryota, Fungi, Ascomycota, Pichiomycetes, Serinales, Metschnikowiaceae. Bases 1 to 969 code for a protein of 322 amino acids. The transcript has a single exon. The record is from RefSeq and is a predicted model, not a curated record.